Messenger RNA from Tachysurus fulvidraco (yellow catfish), 1733 nucleotides. RefSeq names its product mitochondrial fission process 1 (gene mtfp1). The transcript is spliced from 4 exons. Bases 119 to 616 code for a protein of 165 amino acids. The record is from RefSeq and is a predicted model, not a curated record. NCBI's taxonomy places the organism in Eukaryota, Metazoa, Chordata, Actinopteri, Siluriformes, Bagridae. Gene Ontology annotation, biological process: mitochondrial fission. Gene Ontology annotation, cellular component: mitochondrion.
AUAGUCCCUUAAUUUUCGCACGCGACGCUGCUGCAAUACAUUGUGUCUUUACUCAGGAUUGUAAUAUAUUAAUAUACAAGCAUUUUGUACGGAAAUGUACUAAAGCGGAAGCAAAGCAAUGGAUCCGAUACCCGAGACUGAGAGUAAAGAAGUCGACAUUUAUCGGGACACAUGGGUUCGGUACUUGGGAUAUGCCAACGAGGUGGGCGAGGCGUUUCGUGCCCUCGUGCCCGUCAGCAUGGUGUGGGCGAGUUACGCAGUUGCAACAGCAUACGUAUCGGCGGAUGCAGUGGAUAAAGGCAAGAAGGCAGCUGCAGCUCAUGGUGAUCACCCGGGGAAGACUACACGUGUAGCUGUUGCUGUAGUGGACACGUUUGUGUGGCAGGCGUUGGCGUCCGUGGCCAUUCCCGGCUUCACCAUCAACCGUGUGUGUGCUGCUUCACUCUACCUGCUGGGCAAAACUACACGGUGGCCUUUACCCGUGCGCAAGUGGACAACCACCGCCAUCGGCCUUUCUACCAUCCCCUUCAUUAUCAAACCCAUAGACAGGUCUGUAGACUUCCUCCUGGACUCCAGCUUGAGGAAGGUGUACGGUGAAGGAGAAAAGCACGAGUGAAGCCGAGCUACACGUCCAUGUAAAACCUCAUCAGAGCACAGCAGCGUAAUAAAGUAGACCGUUUUUAUAAGGCACAUUAUACUUGUUAAGAGUCUGAAUCAAUCAUAGAAACACUUAUUUUUAUUACGUAUCGAGACACCACAAUAACAUAUUUUAUUACACGUCACACAUACUGUAAAUGUGGAGCUGUAUUACUGAGCUGCCGAUGAACAACUAUAUUCUCUUGCACAGGAUUCUGGGAAAGUCACUUCAUUCUUUUUUCUUUUUUUUUUUUUUUUAACAGUUACGUUGAACGUUUUCCAUCCGACACCUCUAUGUAUUUGUCUUGCAAAUCAUUAAUCGGUUAAAUUCAUAGCCAAAGUCAAUGAAAACGUUACUAUGAAGGGGUUAUUAAUUUUCUGACACAAUCUGUGUAUAAUAUUUGGCUCUGUUGUACCUCAGUGCAUUACAUCCAUAGCUGUCAAAGCAGAAAGUUGAGAGCAAACUAUGCAAAAAGACGUGAAGCCAUAAGCUGCAAAUAUCUACAUUUGACCUGCAUUUUAAAGCUUUUAACUCGUAAACUCAUCCCAGCAUAGAGGUCAAAUGACAAGAAACAGAACUAGUGACUAUUUUUUCAUUCCGCAGGUGAACUGUAUUACUUUCUCUAUAUCUGAAUAGUCAGCGUAUCGUAUUCCGUGUCCACAUGCAUCUGGAACUACUCUGAAAAACAGAAGAAAAAGAGUAUUUAUCUGUUUACUUGGUGUUUAUUUUUAACAGGGACAUUUUUAUGUUUUAAUGUUUUGUUAUGGGGCUUCAGAAAUAUUAGGAUAAAAUGUGACACUAAACAUUGAGAAGGGUUUAUUUUUUUAAAUUCAUUUAUGACUGUACAGUGAUGGCAUUCGGGGAUUUUUUUUUUAAAGAACUCUGGUGUGAGGCAUUUAUUUAAAAAGAUAUCUAGAUGUUUAAUAUGUAAUAAAAAUAAAAAAUAAAAAUGCUGCAACAAAGCCUAUAAUAAAGUGUAGUAUAAAGGAACAAGCCUUACUUUUAGUCUUGCUGGAACCUGAUGUUUAAUGGCUGGCAGGACAAAGUGUGACCCAAACAAUUGUCUGUUGUACUAUUUUUAAAAAAAAAAAGAAAG